AUGGAAUUUAUGAUCUUUAGAUUACUGAUUUUUAUAGCAGUUGCCUCAUCAAGGCUUUCAAUAUAUAUUAUAUAUAGCCAAGAAGCAGACCCUGAGCUUUCAUCUCAGAUUUUCAAUGACUUGAACGUUUUUUUUGAUGGUAAAAUCGAUAUUUAUCAAGAGAGUGCCAGUGAAGCAUCACUUAUAGGAGCAAACUAUAUGCAUCCUACUAUUAUUAUUGAUAUUACCAAAAAUUUGUUAUACUGUAACAGAAAUUAAACUCCUUUUGCACAUUAUUGUUUGCCACGAGAAAAUAGGGAAAUGCUGAGCAAUGCAGAAGUUUUAAUUCUCCAUAAUUAGAUAUAAUAAAACAAAUAAUUAAAGAAUCUUCAAGUAUUUAUGAAUUUAUUGUUAUAUCACUUGAUGACCAUACUAAAGACUGCACAGAAUGGGAAUAUUGUUCUCAUAUUUCAGUUAAUAAUCAUGCAGAAGCUCUGAUAAGCAUGCUUUCUUAUUUAAACUGAACUCGCUUUGGCAUCACUUAUAGCGAUUCUUCUUAUAAUAUAAAUUUUUACAACUAUUUCAAGGAAAAAUUAUUUUUUAAAAGUGGCAUUAUUGCUUCAUCAUUAAACUUAGGAAACGAAAUAAGCCAAGAUUUAUCUGAUAAAUUUGCCUUGCGUGAAAUAAAAGGUAAAGGAUUGCUCAAUCUUAUAAUUAUUAAUGAAGGAGAAGGAGCACAAAAAAUAGGAAGUAGCUUAAUAUCAGGAAAUAUGUAUAAAAAUAAUUUUGGGGUAAUAUUAGGAAGUAAAGCUAUAUGAGGCCCAAAUAAUGACGGAUUAAUAUUUCUAGUAGAAAAAGGCUUGGAAUCUGCUAAAAGCUUAAAUCAUUACCAUUCUCUCAGCAUUAUAAAGCUUUUAAGCAGCAUUGAUAUAAGCUCUGAGUCAAUUUAUUUUAUAAAUGAAAAACUGAGGAAUAUCACAGUUAACCAAAGCCCAGAGAAUUAUUUUUCUAUAGUAAAUAUUCAAGCUGGGUCUAAAAAAAUAGUCGGGGAAAUACAAAAUAACAAAAUAAUACUUAAUAGUGAAUUAUAUUUCCCAGGAAAUACAACAACUGUGCCACAGUCAAUAAAGCCGCCAGUUGUGCUAUCAAUUGCAUCUGGAAAUUCCAAUUUCAACGGAGUUGUGCUUGGCUCAAACAGCUAUAUAAAAAUCGGCGCAUUUUUUGCUAUGAUAUAUGCAAAAUACAUCCAUUUUUUAGAUGAUUUUAAUUUAAGUUUGCACCCAACAGACUGCAGUGCUGAUUUUUAUUUCAAACCUUUUUCAUAUAGCUGCCUAUUAAAGCAAAAAUCAAAUUUAGGGCUUGCUUUUUUUCCUUCUUAUAACGAUAAUGUCUGCUAUGGGACAAUAAGUGAUUUCAGAGCUCUUGGAAUAAAAAUCCCAUUAAUUUCAGACCAAUGCACAAGCGAAAUUUUUACCAAUAAAACAGCUUACCCUGAAUUCGUUCGGAUUACAAAGAGUUUUGCGUUCCAUUCUAACACCUUAGCAUAUCUUAUGAAAAUUUUCAACUGAAACUGUGCAAUUGUUUUUUAUGAAAAUUCCACUUUUGGCUUAGACAUGUAUAAAUCGUUUUCCAGUGUCGCUAAUAGUUUAGGGAUUAAAAUAGUUAACGAUGAAGACAAAAGAAUGCUUGACCCUCUAUAUGCUCCUGAUUUAUAUAAAAAUUAUUCUGAUUAUAUGCGAAAUGCUAUAAAAACUGACUGCAAAAUAAUAGUCCCAUUGUUGCAGCCUACACCUUUAUUUAACCUUUUUGGGCAGCUAUAUGAUGAAGGUAUGAGAAAAGGCGAUUUUAUUUAUUUACUGUAUUUUCCCAUCGUGGGGUAUUUUGAGUAUUCUCAAGUAAUUACAAAUAAAACCAGAGAAAACGUUAAAGAGCUUGCAGCAGGAGCUAUAACAUUGUGGCAGUCUGAAUGGAUAGGUAGCUAUGGGGCAUCAUUAAUUGAGAUUGGAAAUAAAUUUUAUGGGAGUUUUCUAUAUGGAGGAACCUGUACCCCUUUUGACGCAGUCAUGCUUGGGCUUAAUGGAAUAAAAUAUUUAAUUGAUACUGGAGAAGAUUACGAAGACCCAGAGCUGUUAAAUGCAGGAAUAAGAAAGGUCAGGUUUACAGGCUGCUCAGGAACUGUACAGAUUUCAAGUAAUUCUAAUGAAAAAAGCACAGCCUUAAUUAGCAUUUGGAAUGAGGUGUAUAAUGAGACUCAAAAAAGAUUGACAAAUGUUGAGGUAGGGAGCUACAGUAUAGGGAGAAAUCCAGCUUUUGCGUUUACUGCAGCUAUUACGUGGCCAGAUAAUUCUGCAAAUAUACCAGGCCAAAAGCGAUUGAACCCUGAUGAUUGUCCAUUUAAUCUUCAUUUAAUAAGAAGCUCAAAUGUUGGGAAAACACUUUAUUAUGUAUUUGUGUGGGGGAUUGCAAUAAUAGUGGCGGUUUUGUCUGGGAUUUUUUUGAUUAAAUUUUAUUGGAGAACCCGAUUUCCAAUACUUAGAAAAAAAUGUGAAAUAACAGUAAAUGAUUAUAUUACCAUUGUAAUGAUUUUUAUUGAUUUUUUACAAUAUUUAGCUAUGGGCCCUGACAUUAGGGCUUAUGAUAAAAUCAGCUCUAUUUUGUAUGAUUAUGCAGCUGUCAAUUUAUCAGAGAUUAUUCAUUUUAAAAAUGGAGCCUACUGGCUCGCAAUUAUUUUUACUUUUUCAGUUUGCUAUUUAUGGCUACUUUUGUCGGGUUUUCUUUAUUUGAGAAUUUUUGAAUGAAAAAAUAUUGAGUUAUUUGACAACAUAGGGGUGCUAGCAAAAUUUAUAACUCCAAUAAUUGGGAAUUUAGGGUUAAUCCCAAUUGCUCAUAUUCUCCUAGCUCUUUUUGAGAAAGAUUUUUCUGUUAGGGUCAACAAUUUAUAUUAAAAUUCUGCAUAAAUAUUAUUUUUUGAAAUAUAUUUAAAAACAGCAAUUAUAUAAAUCAUUAGCUAACUACAAAUAAAAAUAUUCUAUAUAAAAAUAUUUAUUUUAAAGGGAGUGAAUUUUCCCAUAAAAAGGUUCCCUAAUGAGAAUGCAGUCUGUUAAGGGAUUAACAAUUUUCCAAUGCGAAAAUGGAAUAGGUAAUAAAUUAAGCGAUACUUAUAUGAGUCAUGACUGCUCAGUUUAUUGCUACAAAAGCCCACACAUUUUCUUCAUCAUCUUAUCAGCAAUAACUCUUUUGAUUUAUUUACCAUUAUCUAUAUUAUGCAGACCAUUAUGGCAUAGUAUAAGCUUCAAUGCAAAUGUUUACUCAAACCCUUCAUAUUUAGUAGCCAAAAGUAUUUUUCAAAUAAUUGCAGUCGCCUUAAAUAAAACACUGAAACGCUAUAGUCAGUCUCUAGAAGGACUGAUAUACUUGAUAUUUUCGAUUUUUUUAAUUAUUUUUAUGAUAUAUCAUAAACCUUACAAUUACGAAAGAUAUAAUCUCUGGGCAGUUAUCUCAUUAAUAGCGCUGUCCUGAAGCUUAAUUUUGUCAUCAUUAUAUUAUAUAGUUCCUUAUUUGGACUAUAAAUUUUGAAUAAUCCUUCAGUUUGGAGGGUGGCUGAUAAUAAUUCUAUUUGCCUUAUAUUUCCAACAUAAAAAGCUCCCAAGUUUGCUUUUCUCAGCAAAAGGGGUUGAAAUCAGCAUCUUCUUUAAAUUACUUUUAUUUUAAUGGAAGAUUCGGAAAGUAAUGUUUCCUAUUCUUCUUCUUUUUGUGAAGAAAACGGAGCUUUACAGGAUGAAUUUUUCGAACUUUUACUAUUAAAUGAACUUAUUGAUACAGGAUUACUUGAUAAUUCUGAAUCAGAGUAUGAAUGAAAUGAUAGUGAUGCAGAAAAUGUUGAUACAGAUGACAAAAUAUUGGAGUUUUUAAGUCGUUUAGAUGGAAAAAUACUAGAUGAAAUAGAUCCUAUUCAGGAAACCUUCAAAUAUAGGAAGACUGAGGUGAUCAUUGAUGAUAAGAAGACAAUCGAUAAGAAAAUCCUGAACACAGAAAAAUAAAAAUUAGAUCAGAUUCAAAUUUUAUCAGAAAAAUAAAAUUGAUAUCAGAAUCAAACAUUAUCAGGAAAAUAAAAUUUAGAUCAGAUUCAAAUUUCAUCAGAAAUAGAAAAUUCAUAUCAGACUCAGAAAUCGAAAAAAUCGCGGAUUACGUGGGUUCAGAAAAUUUUACUAAAAUUUUAUCCAAAGAUUUUAGGAAAAGAAGAAAGUUAAAAAAUUUUUAAUCGGGACAUGGCCCUGAAAUAAAGGCCUUUAAGUAAUAAAGAUUUCUCUCUCUCUUUAAAUUUGCGUUAUCAAAACAAAUAAUGCUGGAAGAAGUCAUAAAAGAGCGCUCAAAGGCAUAUGAAAUUUGUAUAGAUGAAAGCAGAAUUAUGAAUGAAGUAAGCUCGAAAAAUGAAUUAAUAGACAGCAAUUCAUAA
Messenger RNA from Blepharisma stoltei, 4435 nucleotides. NCBI's taxonomy places the organism in Eukaryota, Ciliophora, Heterotrichea, Heterotrichida, Blepharismidae. The record is from the annotation of a GenBank genome assembly.